Molecule: messenger RNA, 694 nt
Organism: Pogona vitticeps (central bearded dragon)
Lineage: Eukaryota; Metazoa; Chordata; Lepidosauria; Squamata; Agamidae
Source: RefSeq, a predicted model, not a curated record
AUGUCCUCCAGCUGCUUUCAUCCAGCAUCUAAGAGUAAUGGCAGUAGUUGCAUCAACUGUUCUCUAAAUACAUUUCAGACUAAGGGAACAUCAUCCUUCGGCAAGCGUCGCAAUAAGACGCACACUUUGUGCCGUCGAUGCGGGUCUAAGGCUUACCAUCUCCAGAAGUCCACCUGUGGAAAAUGUGGAUAUCCUGCUAAGCGCAAGAGAAAGUAUAACUGGAGUGCUAAGGCUAAGAGGCGCAAUACUACUGGGACUGGCCGUAUGAGGUAUCUGAAAAAGGUCUACCGUAGAUUCAGGAAUGGAUUCCGUGAGGGAACAGCACCAAAGCCCAAGAGAGCUGCAGUUGCAGCUUCCAGUUCAUCUUAAGGACUCAAAUACCUGUUGAAAAUAAACGGCCUGAACCAUGGAGAAAAUUUGUCAUCUUUAUAUAUGAUUCAUUGUCUGGUGUUCGACAUAAUUGAAUCCUUUAUCCCAAGUUUGAUUAUUCAGACUGUUCCUGAGGAAAAGCUUGAGCUGAAAUUUGGGGAAAUCUAUAAAACUUGAAAAACAAAGCCACAUCUCUUAAAAUGUAACUUGUUAGAUAAAGCUUCCCUUGGGAAGUGUGGUACAGUUGGACACGCCUCGGUCCAGUUAAAUCAGAAUUAAAGAUCAUGACAGACUCAGUCAAAAAAAUAAAGGGUUUUUCCCUCCA